Molecule: messenger RNA, 12105 nt
Organism: Cavia porcellus (domestic guinea pig)
Lineage: Eukaryota; Metazoa; Chordata; Mammalia; Rodentia; Caviidae
Gene: Brwd3
Product: bromodomain and WD repeat domain containing 3
Exons: 41
Coding region: 222-5624 (1800 amino acids)
Biological process (GO): regulation of transcription by RNA polymerase II; regulation of cell shape; cytoskeleton organization
Cellular component (GO): nucleus
Molecular function (GO): protein binding
Source: RefSeq, a predicted model, not a curated record
CUCUCACUCUCCUUCCUCCUCCGCCUCUUCAGCUCCUGGGCUAGAAUAUCUAUGGGUCGAAACGUGAUGCGAUGAAUCCGAGGGAGACCGAAACUGGGACGAGGAGUGUGGCGGAAGCAGCGAGACUUCCAGACAUGGGGGCUUCACCACAAUAGAAGCAGCGCCCCAACCCGCCCCCGUCAGCCCCUCUAGAGCAAAGCCCAAACCCCCUUGGGAAAAGGAUGGCGGCGGCACCUACCCAGAUAGAAGCCGAGCUGUAUUACCUGAUCGCUAGGUUCUUGCAGUCCGGACCCUGCAACAAAUCCGCUCAGGUGCUAGUGCAGGAGCUCGAGGAGCAUCAGCUGAUUCCGCGCCGCUUGGACUGGGAGGGGAAAGAGCACCGAAGAAGCUUCGAGGAUCUGGUAGCAGCCAAUGCACACAUUCCUCCAGACUACCUCCUUAAAAUUUGUGAGAGAAUUGGUCCUUUGCUAGAUAAGGAGAUUCCUCAGAGUGUUCCUGGGGUACAGACCUUACUAGGUGUUGGUCGGCAGUCUUUGUUACGAGAUGCCAAAGACUGUAAGAGUACACUAUGGAAUGGGUCUGCUUUUGCAGCAUUGCAUAGAGGCAGACCUCCAGAACUACCUGUAAAUUAUGUGAAACCUCCAAAUGUGGUGAAUAUUACUUCUGCCAGGCAAUUAACCGGAUGUAGUCGCUUCGGCCAUAUUUUUCCUUCAUCUGCUUACCAGCAUAUUAAGAUGCAUAAGAGAAUUCUGGGGCACUUGUCUUCUGUCUACUGUGUAGCAUUUGACCGAAGUGGGAGAAGAAUUUUUACAGGUUCAGAUGACUGUUUGGUGAAAAUUUGGGCCACAGAUGAUGGGCGCCUACUUGCUACACUUCGAGGGCACUCUGCUGAAAUCUCUGACAUGGCUGUUAACUAUGAAAAUACACUCAUUGCUGCAGGCAGCUGUGAUAAAGUUGUAAGAGUAUGGUGUCUUCGAACUUGUGCACCAGUUGCUGUCCUUCAGGGACAUUCAGCUUCUAUAACUUCCAUACAGUUUUGUCCAUCAACUAAAGGCACAACAAGAUACCUCACUUCUACUGGUGCUGAUGGAACAAUCUGUUUCUGGCAAUGGCAUGUAAAAACAAUGAAGUUUAGAGAUCGCCCAGUGAAAUUUACUGAGAGAUCCAGACCUGGUGUUCAGAUAUCUUGCUCAUCUUUUAGUUCUGGUGGCAUGUUCAUUACAACAGGUAGCACUGACCAUGUGAUUAGAAUUUAUUAUUUGGGUUCUGAAAUCCCAGAGAAAAUUGCUGAAUUAGAAUCACAUACGGACAAAGUUGUUGCUGUUCAGUUCUGUAACAAUGGAGACAGUUUAAGAUUUGUUAGUGGAAGUAGAGAUGGAACAGCAAGAAUCUGGCAAUAUGAGCAACAAGAAUGGAAGAGUAUAGUACUAGAUAUGGCUACUAAAAUGAGUAGGAAUAAUUUGCCAUCUGGUGAAGACAAAAUCACUAAAUUAAAGGUGACUAUGGUAGCCUGGGAUCGCUAUGACACUACAGUUAUUACUGCAGUGAACAAUUUUCUUUUGAAAGUUUGGAAUUCUAUCACAGGGCAGCUUCUUCAUUCUUUAUCCGGACAUGAUGAUGAAGUAUUUGUUUUGGAAGCCCAUCCAUUUGAUCAAAGAAUCUUACUUUCAGCGGGUCAUGAUGGGAACAUUUUUAUUUGGGACCUUGACCGUGGGACCAAAAUUCGGAACUAUUUUAAUAUGAUUGAAGGCCAAGGCCAUGGUGCAGUGUUUGACUGUAAAUUCUCACCCGAUGGGAACCAUUUUGCCUGCACAGAUUCUCAUGGACAUUUGCUAGUUUUUGGUUUUGGAUGCAGUAAAUACUAUGAAAAGAUUCCAGAUCAGAUGUUUUUCCAUACGGACUAUCGACCUCUUAUCCGCGAUGCCAAUAAUUAUGUAUUAGAUGAACAAACACAGCAAGCUCCUCAUCUCAUGCCCCCUCCAUUCUUGGUGGAUGUUGAUGGAAAUCCUCAUCCAACAAAAUUUCAGCGCCUAGUACCAGGACGGGAAAAUUGUAAAGAUGAACAACUUAUACCACAGCUGGGAUACGUGGCUAAUGGUGAUGGUGAGGUGGUAGAACAAGUAAUUGGACAGCAAACCAAUGACCAAGAUGAGAGCAUUCUUGAUGGGAUAAUUAGGGAGCUACAGAGAGAACAAGAUCUGAGACUAACCAACCAAGGAGAUCUUCCAAAUUUUCCAAUUAAUAGAUCAUACUCUGUUAACAGUGCUCUGAGAAGUCCAAAUAUGGAUAUAUCUUCCCCAAAUAUUGGGCUUCGACGUAGUGGUCAAAUUGAAGGGGUUCGGCAAAUGCACAACAAUGCUCCUCGUAGCCAGAUAGCCACUGAACGAGAUCUCAUGGCAUGGAGCAGAAGAGUAGUAGUCAAUGAAUUAAAUAAUGGAGUUAGUAGGUUACAGGAAGAAUGUCGAAUUGCAAAAGGUGACAUGGAAAUCAGUCUUUAUACAGUUGAAAAGAAGAAAAAGCCAUCAUAUACUAUCCAAAGGAAUGAUUAUCAGCCUAGCUGUGGUAGGUCUUUACGUAGAACACAACGCAAACGACAGCAUACUUAUCAAACUCGGUCUAACAUCGAUCAUAAUUCACAAGCAACCUGUCAAAAUUCUGGUGUACAAGAUGAUUUGGAAAGCUCCUCAGAGGAAGAUGAAACUGUUGGCACAAGUGAUGCUUCUGUAGAGGAUCCUGUUAUUGAAUGGCAAAGUGAAAGUUCUUCCAGUGAUUCAUCAAGUGACUAUUCUGAUUGGACAGCAGAUGCUGGAAUAAAUUUGCAACCUCCAAAAAGACAAACCAGACAGGCAACACGGAAAAUAUGCAGCAGCUCUGAGGAAGAGAACUUGAAGUCACCAGAAGAAAGGCAAAAAAAACCUAAGCAGACUAGAAAAAAGAAAGGAGGACUGGUUUCUAUGGCAGGUGAACCCAAUGAAGAAUGGUUUGCCCCUCAGUGGAUCUUGGAUACCAUACCACGUCGUUCUCCAUUUGUCCCCCAGAUGGGAGAUGAGCUUAUUUAUUUUAGGCAAGGACAUGAAGCUUAUGUGCGGGCUGUAAGAAAGUCUAAAAUAUACAGUGUUAAUUUACAAAAACAGCCAUGGAACAAAAUGGAUCUCAGGGAGCAAGAGUUUGUUAAAAUUGUGGGAAUUAAAUAUGAGGUUGGACCACCUACACUAUGUUGCUUGAAGCUUGCAUUUCUGGAUCCCAUUUCAGGCAAAAUGACUGGAGAGUCUUUUUCCAUUAAGUAUCAUGACAUGCCAGAUGUCAUUGAUUUCCUUGUGCUACAUCAGUUUUAUAAUGAAGCCAAAGAAAGAAACUGGCAGAUUGGUGAUAGAUUCCGCAGUAUAAUAGAUGACGCCUGGUGGUUUGGCACUGUGGAGAGUCAGCAGCCUUUUCAACCAGAAUAUCCUGAUAGUUCUUUCCAGUGUUACAGUGUUCACUGGGACAAUAAUGAGCGAGAAAAGAUGAGCCCCUGGGAUAUGGAGCCAAUUCCAGAAGGAACUGCCUUUCCAGAUGAAGUUGGUGCAGGCGUUCCUGUGUCUCAGGAGGAACUCACUGCUUUGCUAUACAAACCCCAGGAAGGAGAAUGGGGGGCUCAUUCCAGAGAUGAGGAAUGUGAACGAGUUAUUCAGGGCAUCAACUACCUUCUUUCCUUGGAUUUUGCCAGCCCUUUUGCUGUUCCGGUGGAUCUCAGCGCCUACCCCUUGUACUGUACUGUAGUUGCUUAUCCAACUGACCUCAAUACCAUCAGACGGAGACUUGAAAAUCGUUUUUACAGGAGAAUAUCAGCAUUAAUGUGGGAGGUACGCUACAUUGAACAUAAUGCUAGGACUUUCAAUGAGCCAGACAGUCCUAUAGUUAAAGCAGCCAAAAUUGUAACUGAUGUCCUACUUCGAUUUAUUGGGGAUCAAAGUUGUACCGAUAUAUUGGAUACUUACAAUAAAGUUAAAGCAGAAGAAUUAAACAGUACCGAUGCAGAAGAGGAUACAGAAAUUAUUGAUUUAGAUUCAGAUGGUCCUGGCACUUCAUCUGGAAGAAGGGUCAAAUGUCGAGGCAGAAGGCAAUCUUUAAGGUGUAAUCCUGAUGCUUGGAAAAACCAGUGCAAAGAACUAUUGAGCCUCAUUUAUGAACGGGAAGAUUCAGAGCCAUUUCGACAACCAGCAGAUCCCUUUUCUUAUCCAACCCAUCAAGAACAAGAGGGAGAAUCCACACAGUUCAUUGUUCCAGAAAGACAACAUGAUUCAUCUCUUUCUGAGGACCAUCAAGGUGUUACAGAAACUCGUAUGGACUUCAGCACUGUGAAAGAAAUUUUGGAAGCAGGGAACUAUGUUAGUCCUCUGGAAUUUUGUAAAGAUGUUCGCCAAAUAUUCAGCAACUCCAAAGCUUAUACCUCUAAUAAGAAAUCAAGGCUCUAUAGCAUGACACUGCGAUUAUCUGCCUUAUUUGAAAAUCACAUUAAAAAUAUCAUUUCUGAGUAUAAAUCAGCAAUCCAGAAUCAGAAGAGGAGAAGGCCACGGUACAGAAAACGUCUAAGAAGCAGCAGCAGUUCAUUAUCUAGUAGCAGAGCUCCUAGUCCAAAAGGAAAACAGAAACAAAUGAAGUUGCAACCUAAAAGUGACCAGAAUACCUCAGUGUCUUAUGCUAGAACUAGUUCUCCUUUCUCAUCUCCUGUUUCAGAUGCUGCUGAAGGAAUUUCACAGUAUCUCCUUGAUGAUGAAGCAGAUGGACCAUUUUCUUCAUCGAGCUUCAGUGGAUAUAGCCAAAGUGGAAAUGUUCAUGACCCAGGGAAAGCCAAAUCAUUUCGGAAUAGAGUUUUACCAGUUAAACAAGAUCACUCCCUUGAUGGACCUAUUACAAAUGGUGAUGGCAGAGAGCCCGGGUCUGGAAUCAAGAGAAAACUACUCAGUGCCUCAGACGAAGAUGAAAGCAUGGGAGGAAAAGAGAAAGAGAAAAAAGAAACGAAAGAGAAAUCACAUUUAUCUUCUUCAGAGAGUGGAGAGUUAGGAUCCAGUUUAAGUUCAGAAAGUGCUUGUGGUUCUGAUUCUGACUCUGAAUCAACUUCCAGGACAGAUCAAGAUUAUGUAGAUGGAGAUCAUGACUAUAGCAAAUUCAUACAAACAAGACCGAAAAGAAAACUCAGAAAACAACACGCCAGUGGAAAAAGAAACUGGAAGAUGAGAGGCACUGGAGGAAGAGGCAGAUGGGGAAGAUGGGGUAGAUGGAGUCGAGGAGGCAGAGGAAGAGGAGGCAGGGGACGCGGGGGUCGAGGAAGAGGUGGAGGUGGCGCUAGAGGAAGAGGAAGAGGGAGAGGAGGAAGAGGUGCCUCUAGAGGAACCACCCGAGCCAAACGAGCACGUAUUACAGAUGACGAAUUUGAUACCAUGUUUUCAGGACGUUUUAGUAGACUGCCUCGAAUUAAAACAAGAAAUCAAGGCAGGAGAACUGUUUUAUAUAAUGAUGAUUCUGAUAAUGACAAUUUUGUGUCCACUGAGGAUCCUCUGAAUCUUGGUACAUCCAGAUCAGGCAGAGUGCGUAAAAUGACAGAAAAAGCCAGGGUUAGCCAUCUCAUGGGAUGGAAUUAUUAAAAAUUAAUGAAUUUAGAAUAAUUUAAAAAUUCAAUGGCCUUCUACUGCAGGGAAUUUACCAGGAAAUCUACAAAGCAAGUUGUGUGGGGACUUCUGCUUCCUUUCACGUUGGUGCUUUUCCAUUAUGCCAGUAUAAUAUUUGUUUCAAGACUUUGAUCUCCACACUUCAUUUGUUUCAAACAAGCCUUACUCAUUAGGCCUUAAAUUGAAAGAAAUUCUGUCCAUACACUUGCGUGCAUGUAUGCGUGCGCGCGCACGCGCACACACACACACACACAACACAAGACGCACUACAGAUUUACUAUGUUAAAGGAGCAUUCUACUUCUUAAGAGUAGCAUGACAUUUUUAUCUCAAUGAAAUAUCCUUCUUUUGCUUUUGUAUCACAGAAGUAUAGCACCUUCUUACAGAGUUUUAUAUAGUUUGUUUUUGCCAUUUUGAUUCCUAUACCCAGUAAUAAUAACUUUUGCACAAUACACCAAUCCUAAAGGCAGCUAUUAAAUGUUUACAGUUUCUAUAUUAUGAGAACGAUCUGGAUUAUUUUACUCUUCCCAGGCCAAACUUUCGUGAAUUGUACUGAACUGAAGUAUAUAUUUAUACUACAGUUUUUUUUGGGGGGUGGGGGGAUCUUGAUAUGCUUUUCAUUGAUUUGCUUAAUUCACGUUAAAGGUGAGAAAGGGUUGGUGCCUUGUAAAUAUGUAGCAAAUCUUUGUAGUGUGUCCUGAAGUGUGCAUUAACUUUAUUAAAAGGGAAUACUUGAGAUACCAAUCUAGACAAGGUGCCAAACACAAAACUUUCUUGCAUACAUUUUCUUUCCUAUUAUGUUUUACUGCAUUAAUAGAACUUGUGAGCUUAAAGAAUGACUUAAACAUUUGAAAAAUCCUCAUCCACCAAGAGUAACUUCUUUGAAUAGUAGCUCAGCUACCUCUAUUAACUACAACUACUGGAUACUUUAAGGAAAAUAGAUGCUGUUACUCAUUACUAAAGAGAAAUAGAAUAAACUUGGGUGGGAAAGAAUAUUCAUAAGUUAUAAGCUGAGAAGUUGUUAAUAAUUAUGCUGGCUUUCAAAUUAAUAGUUUAAUAAACUUUCCUAAGUAUUACAUGCUCUACCUUAGACUUUCAUAAAAGAUAGUUGUAUAAGUAGACUUCGUCUGUUGCUUAUGUAUCUCUGCUACCACUUACUGUUUAAUAGUGAGUUACAUGCAGCUUUUCUUUGAAACAAAGUGUAACAGACCAUAUACUUUGAGUUAAAAUGUUUCAGAUAGCUAAUAUUUUGGAUCAACCUUAAUAGAUUUUGCUCUUAUCAUUCCAAAGGGUUCUUGUAGUCUUUCAGAAAAGAACCUUAUUGCACUGCACACUGAUACUUUGAAUCAUUCUUUUAUAAGUGAUAAAUAUCUGUUAACCCUUAUGGUCUUGUUUACAGCAGUAGAAUGCACAUGGUAAGUGAGCUUGAGUCCAAGAUCAAUUUUACUCCUCAAAGUUGAGAUUACAGAUUUGCUAAUUUGUUCAAUAUUUAAAUUUUUAAGGUAAGAGGGUUAAUAUUGGUCUUUUUUUGUAAUAGCAAAUUUACUGCACUUAGAUAAAAAUUGUGAUAAUACAGAUUUCUUUACUAGGUUAUCCCAGGAUAUUUGUUAAGUUAAUGUGUUUGUCUUAUACUUUCAAUCAUUUUACUCAUCUGAAAAUCCGUAAGUGCAGAAGAAGGAGUACACACAUAACUUUGCUUUUUUGAUAGGGUUUGGGGUUGGGAUUAUUCUUGGACAGACAUCUUUAAGCAGUUUUUACUUGCAGUAGAAAUGAUGUUCAGGCUUUAUGAAAAUAUUGUUGAGAAUUGUUAAUGGCACUAACUUCUGUUACUAGAUAGUAGAUCAAGAUAUAUUUUCUGUUAUAUGUUUUUCAUUAAACCAAAACUACUUCUGGUUAUAACUCAACUGCCAUUUUAAACCAUAGUAUAGAUUCGAAUUAUUCCUAUUUGAAACUCUAUUAGAUUUUUGCUAAAAAAUACCAUUUUACUUAUUCAUCUCUUGCGCAUUUAGACUAAAUGUUGCCUGUUUUCCUCUUAAAUCAGUACACUUUGGCAUACCCUAAUCAAAGUGACAUAGUUGCUUAAAUUUUGGAUAUAUCUAUAUGUGUAUCAUUUUAGUGUGACAUAUUUUGAUGACAUUCUUCUAUGAAGAGCUCACUUCUUAAAAUGGAAGAAUUGCCCUUUGUGUGGUUUUUAGCUACCUGGAACUUUAUUUAUAAUUUAUUUUGAAAAACUAAAAUCACAUUUAUUCCCCAAAUGUCAAUAUUUUCUAGAUUUAGGCAGUUAGAAUAAUAAGGCUGAAGACAUUUUUAAGUAUAUUUUAUAAGUAGUGAAAUACUGUGAAAAUAAUAGUGAACAGCAUUUUGCUGUAAUGUUAAUUUCAGUUAGAAUUUUAAGCAGUCACCAGGGUAUAAUAGUUAAGGAUAGUUUUCAUUAUACAACAGAUACCUUUCUGUUAGCAUGCAAGUUAUUUUGAUAAGUGUGAAUAUAAAAGAUUGAAAAAUAGUAUUUUUACUUUUUUUAUCUGCACCUCCCGUUUUUACUUUGCUUUUUUAUAACACCAUUCCCUGUGAAUUUUUCAUAAUUCAUACACAUUGAAUAUUGUAUCAUUUUAAUUUUCCAGAGACUUUUUAAAACCUACAUAAGAUUUGAGUUCAGCCAUAGCAAAGCAAGUAGGAAAUGAAUUAAGAAUUCUGCUAAGAAAAACCACUAUAAUAUUUAGACCCAUGGGAGUAUACACAUGUAAAAGUCUGAUCAUAUACCAAAUAUGGAUAGUGACUAAACUGUAUUUCUUAUGAAUGCUAAUAAUGUUUGAAUUACCAUCUUUAAGAUCUUAGCAUGUGUAUAUAUUUAUAAAACCUGAAACAUAAGUUCCUUCUAUGGCUUGCUAUGUGUCCAGCAAUAGGAUCCCCUCCGAAACAUUCACUAACCUACUAACCUAAUGACUAAAUUUGCUUUUGUGUGUGUGUGUGCAUUUGUAUGUAUGUAACAUUUUUUAAAACUUGGCAUACCUUAUUUCAGACAUUAAAAAAGAGAGAAUAUUUUAUAUGGAGGAUACUGUCUACCAAUUCUUUGUCUCUGUACAGCUCUUAGCCUAUGCAUUUACUAGUCGGUGAUCCAUGGAGUUAAUGCCUUUUAGAUAACACACCCAUGUUUUCCCAAGUUUCUGAAUCCUUUUAUUAUUGUAAUUUAAUUGAUCUUUAUAUUUGUUUAGUUUUGUUUCCCUCCCCAUAGAUCACGCUAUUCUAGAAUGCUUCCAUACUGCACUUUGUUGCACCCAGAAGUGAAACUGAAUAAAAUUCAUAAAUCUCAUUCUGCACAACUGUGUGCUCAGAUACCUAGCUCAGCCUUCUAAUAUUUCAAAGUAAAUUUGAGCCAUUUAUAUUUUAGUGUUUGUUUUAAUCCUAUAGAUUGUUAUAAGACAAUAACAUUGAGUGAAAGAAAUAAAUGUGAAUGCCACUUAUAAUUUUUUGAUAAAAAGUUUUGGAGCAUUUUUUUCCAAAGUUUUUAUGUUUGUAAUAAUGAGAAAUUACACAUCUUGUUACGUAUAUCUGUGGAAUCAUUUUAGGCACAUUUGCCAACUGGUACUUAUCUUCAAAGUUGGAAGACAUGAUUUGUAGAAUGCAUAAUUUUUAGUGUAUUUUGAUGUCCAGCCUUUUGAACAAUUACAGUAGCAUUUUAAUUUGGGAAAUGAAUACUGGGGGAAGGGGUGGCACUGCUGACAUUUAAAAGUCUAUUCUUUUAAAUGCUAAUCCCACCCCAAACAUUUUUGUGUUACGUGACGUUUAUGAAUGUUUUAUUGAAAAUUGGAUGUCCUAAGAUAAUUUUUAAGAUUUAGUUUUAAAGAAUUAUGGGAAAUAUUUUGGUGCUUUUUUUGCUUUUCAACUCUUAGUAGUCCCUGUAUUAAGUUUUAAAUACCACUUUUAUCAAGUUUUGAUUAAAAGCCAAUAUAAAGUUAAAAUUUUUAUGGUGCCGUAUUUUGUGAAAUAUGGAUAGUACUCAAGUUUAUUCAUCUUUCCUCUCUUGCUUGCUUUUACCCUCAUUUGUCUUUCUGCAAUGAACAAGACAGGAAAUUUCUGAUUAAUUAUGGGGAGAAUACAGUAGAAAGGCCCUACAGUUUAGAGUUAAGAUGUGUUUAUAUAUAUGUCCAUUUGUUAUUAUUAUACUUAUCUUAAUUCUAGAAUAUGAGACUUUGGCCUAAGAAAGCAUGAAAACUAUUUUUAAAAACAACUGUUGAUACAUAUUGAAAUUGCCAUUUGUAACUGACUUUUAAAAUCACAUAUAAAAAUAUUUAGAAACCCAGUUGGAAAAUGUGUUUUUACAUGUCACAAAGUACACUGUAGGCAGUACUACAAAUGUUAAUUCUUUAAACAAUACUGUGGUGAUGGCAAUCAGUAAUUUAUUUCUUUUCCUGUAACUUAUCAUUGUUGUCCUUUGUAAUUCCUUACACAGUAUUAACAAGACUGUUUCAUAUGUUUUUUUAAUAUCCAUAAAUUUUAAGGUAGAAAAACAUUCAGUUAAUAGUUGAUGUAAUGUUGUAAAUGGACAAAAUGUCCAUUAAUUCAGCUAUUUUAAAAAGGUAAACUUAACUGGCUUAUUUUAUAAAAGAUGUUUUGUUUGGCAGAUAUCAGUUAUUAUAAGUAAUUACUUUCAGAGACAAAAAACUGGACUAAUUUGUUGCCAUUCUUUAUGGAAUGUUUACAAUAAAAUUCCAAGUUGUUUGGAAUCAAUUGCACUCUUGCUGCUUUAUGCCUUAACUCAUAUGCCAGAGGUAAAUUAACAAGAAGAAAGAAAGAGUGGAGUUAGGUUUCUAUUAUGCAACUUUAAACAUUAUAACAUAUAAAUCUUGGGUCAUUCCUUUCUUGCUUCUUUGUCAUAGAAUUUUUAUUACUAUUUAAUCUGAGAAUAAGGGUGCUUAAUAUAAUAGAAUAUUUUGGUAUAGUCAUUAAAAUAUUUGUUGGGUCACUUUUAGGUAGUAAAUAUUAAUACUUUCAAUGUUGGCUGCUUGGUGCCUUACAUAACAACCUGCAAAGCACUAAUAAACUGUUUUGUAAAGCUUUUUCAAAAUGAAUAGAUUUUAAUAUAUUGUUCAUUUAUUAGUUUUAACACCUAAGCUAUGAAUCCCUAUCAUAUUUAUGUCCAACUUGCCUACAAAGCUUACCUGUACUAUAAGUUGUACUUUAGUUCCUUAUAACUGAAGGAGGGAGAGAAGUAAAGUAGAUGAAUUUUGAGCCAGGAUCUGAUUCAUCCUAGGUCUGAGCCUAUACAGUUCCCAGAUUAUUCUCCCAGUGAUAGGAAUUCCACCAGGUUUAAGAUAAGUAAACUGACUGCAGACCAGAAUGCAUCUUUUACACAUGUACUGUAUGUCUCUUUUGUAGAUUUAGAAUAAAAAUCAACACAUUUAGAAAAACACCACUUCAUAUUCUGGAAUCAGAUUCAGUGGUUGUGAAAAUAGCCAGACUUUUCACAAUAUUCAACCUCUGAUAAAAUGUUUGGUAAUUUUGUUUAGUUGCUGUAUUUACCUCACUCCCUGGACUUUUGAGUAGAAAACUUGAAGAUUUUUUUUUAUAACAAAAGUAUGGCAAUAUUCACAAGAUCUUUUUUUCGUAGUUGAGGUCAAGAAAAAAGUGCUGUCUACCUUUUCUCUGAAUUACAUGCCACUGACUAUUUAAAACUAAUUUCCAAAAAUAAACAAAAUAAAUUGAAACCACUAUAUUAAGGCUUCUUUCCCUUUGUUGCCAGCUGACAGUUGCCUUGUUAAGUUUCUGUCACCUGGAGACUAUAAAUUUCUAGUAAAUAAUUUUAAAGUUAUUAGUAAAAUAAUAUUAAUUUUGAUAUUGACUUUAAAACUUCUGGUGCUAGUAUCUUUUUCAUUAACAGGUAAAUUUUCAAUUGCUGAAUUCUCUACUCGGCAUCUUUAUGGUACUCUUCAAUUUUAUAAGGUUUCUAGUAAAUUUAUUUGAAAAAAUAUUUCACAUUGCUUCAUUUAUAUUCCUAAUGUUAAUUGAUAGGACUUAAUAUUCUUAGGGAUUUUUCUGUGAUUAAUUUUUGUCGUGUAAUUCUAACUAGAAUUUCUGUAGUCAAAUGUUAGUUUAUUUUAGCAACUUUGUAUAAUCUGUCUAGUAAUUUAAGCUAGUAAAACUGUCUUAAGAUGUCUUUUUUCCUCUUUUGGUAUUUUACAAAAGCUUAAACUAUCAUAUUAAAAUGAGAUUUGCUUACCAAUUGUAUAAUAUAUCAUUUGAAGAGGAAUGUUUUGUUAUCUUUAGAUGCUCUUCAUCUAAAAUAUUAAUGAUAAGUGCUGAUAGUUCUGAAUUGCUUCAGUGUGAUAAGUCUUAAUUUAUAAUUAUAGUUAAUGUUGUAUAUAAAAACAUAAAGUUUAAUUUUGUCUAGUCUGACCCUGUGGAGCUGAAAAUAGCAUGACCUUGACAUUCUCAUAGUCACUAAAUUACCAAGUACUUUCA